UCUGGGUUUGUUGCUCGGUAGGUGUGACCGGAGCCAGUCCGCGUUUCACCCCUUUAAACUCCCCUCCCCAAAAAAAACCCAACACAACCUGCUGUGUGAGGAGGCUGGAGAAGCUUUACAAUGAGCUCCGAGCACCAGAGCGACAGCGAGGACGCCGACGAGUCUCAGCAAAGGCCUGACAACACUGCCUCCGACAAAGAGGGAGACCCGGACGACAUCGACGACUCGGAGGAAGAGGAGGAUGACAUGGCUCGGAGGGUUUCUCCUUCUGCACCGGGGAGCAGCAGGCAGGAGCAGCCGGAGCAAAGCGCACGGUCCCCGGCUGCAGAGGAGCGAGAGCCGGGCUGCAUGCAUGAGAGUGUCGGUGGUAGUGGAAGUGGUGGAAGUGGUAGUAGUAGUGGUGGCACAGAUGUCAUGAGUCUGUUCUCCUGGCUGCAGAACAGGACUAUUAGACGUGGUGUGUUUGUGGACCCAGCUAGAGAUAACUUCAGGACAAUGACCAGCUUAUAUUGCUCAAUGAAUCCGGCUGCAGAGUCAGUCAACCUGAGCACCCAAACACACGGAGCGGUGUUCAACCUGGAGUACUCCCCGGAUGGGUCUGUGCUGACUGUGGCCUGCGAGCAAACCGAGGUCCUGCUGUUUGAUCCCAUCUCGUCCAGACACAUCAAAACCCUGACGGAGGCCCACGAGGACUGUGUCAACAACAUAAGGUUUCUGGACAAUCGUUUGUUUGCCACCUGCUCAGACGACACCACAAUUGCAUUAUGGGAUCUCAGAAAGCUGAAUUCAAAGGUUUGCUCGUUGCACGGCCACGCCAGCUGGGUGAAGAACAUCGAGUACGACACCAACACGCGUCUCCUCGUCACGUCUGGCUUUGAUGGCAACGUCAUCACAUGGGACACUAACAGAUUUACAGAGGACGGCUGCCCGCACAAAAAGUUCUUCCACACUCGAUACCUGAUGCGAAUGCGUCUGACACCCGACUGUUCCAAGAUGCUCAUAUCCACUUCCUCAGGGUAUCUGCUCAUCCUCCACGACCUGGACCUCACCCAGUCCCUCGAGGUGGGCAGCUACCGCAUGCUGCGAGCGCGACGGACUCCCCUCAGCUCAGACGGAGGCACAUCAGCGUCCAGGUGGGCAGGAACUCCUCGUCAGGGAAACGACUCCAGCAAGCUUCACCCACAUAGAGAAGGCCUUUCUCCCAGGAACAGCCUGGAGGUUCUGACUCCAGAGAUCCCAGGAGAACGGGACCGAGGGAACUGCAUCACCUCCCUGCAGCUCCACCCGAAAGGCUGGGCCACGCUCAUCCGCUGCUCCAGCAACAUGGACGACCAGGAGUGGACGUGUGUGUACGAGUUCCAGGAGGGAGCGCCCACCCGCCCGCUGGUCUCCCCCCGCUGCUCACUCCGCCUCACCCACUACAUCGAGGAGGCCAACGUUGGGAGGGGCUACAUCAAGGAGUUGUGCUUCAGCCCGGACGGACGGCUCAUCUGCUCUCCGUACGGCUACGGCGUCCGCCUGCUGGCCUUCGACGAGCGCUGCGGCGAGCUGGUCGACUGCCUGCCCGUCCAGACCAGCUGCCUCAGGGAGAUCCGCUCCAUCUACUCGCACAGCGACGUCGUGCUCACCACCAAGUUCUCCCCGACGCACUGCCAGCUGGCCUCGGGCUGCCUCAGCGGUCGAGUGGCUCUCUACCAGCCUAAGUUUUAGCAUCCGGUGCCGUCAGAGAACGAUUGCGCUGCAGACCUGGGUAUAGAAGUAGUUAAAUCAUCAGGGUUCCUGCACAAAUCUGGAAAUAUAUAAAAGUAUUUCAUGUUUUCCCUGUUUGAUAAGUUGCACAAAAGUUGCAAAAAAAAGUCAGUAAAAAUGUAGAAAAGUAUUGCACUGCCCCUUUAUACUGUUUAUGCAACUACAUAUUUUCUAGGAUUUUUGACUCCUCUCAUUUAAUAUGCAGAUAUUUAUUGUGGAAAGAGUCUCCUUAGUGUACUUUGGUAUAAAUUAUAUUAAAAAUAUUAAACAAAAAUCUCCAAAUCUUAAACUAUUGGAACCCUGAAUUCUCCAGCAUUUGUUUUAAAGUGCUCAUUUGUCCAGAUGGGCGGAGUUUACUGCAU
Messenger RNA from Scomber japonicus (chub mackerel), 2111 nucleotides. It is a transcript of the gene wdr32, whose product is annotated as WD repeat domain 32. The transcript has 7 exons. The coding region runs from base 121 to 1710 and encodes 529 amino acids. Lineage: Eukaryota; Metazoa; Chordata; Actinopteri; Scombriformes; Scombridae. Gene Ontology annotation, molecular function: protein binding. The record is from RefSeq and is a predicted model, not a curated record. Gene Ontology annotation, cellular component: Cul4-RING E3 ubiquitin ligase complex.